UGCUCAUAACAUUACUCACAACAUGGCACCUGCUGGCGGGGGUGUUGUGCUGGCGGCUCUGUCGCUGCUGUACUUAUGCGGAGCUAUUUUAUCCAGCGAGUAUUUCUCCACCUUGACUUUUUUCAACAGCGACCUUCACAAGCACGGCUGCAGCUCUCCGGCCGAGUGGGAGGAGUAUGCGGCGGACUGCGAGUCAGCUAUCCUGCAGUUGGAGGAUCCGGACUGUGAAGAGGGGAGCAACCCGCCCUGCGAGUCCAUCUUUUCACUCAAUGCAGAGAAAAUCCUUAAUCAGGCAAAGUUGUUUGUCGAACAGCGUCGGUUUCCUUUCGCUGUGGAAAACCAAAAUACCAAUGAAGAACUUGCCAUUGGCUAUGUUCUCAUUGGAAAUGGCCUGUAUGAUGAAGCUAUCAAGCACUUCUCAUUACUGCUACAGGGAGAUCCUGAGCUGGUCAGUGCCAUCUAUGGACGGGGAAUAGCCUACGGCAAAAAGAGUCUGCAGGACAUAAAGAAUGCAGACUUGGCUCUGUAUGAGUUGAGCAGAGUUAUUGCACUGGAGCCCAGCAGACCAGAAGUAUACGAGCAGAGGGCCGAGAUUCUGUCUCCUCUGGGCCGCAUCAGUGAAGCUCUGUCUGAUCUGACUAAAGCCAUACAACUGCAGCCUUCAGCCCGACUCUACAGACACAGAGGAACACUGCUCUUCAUAUCAGAGGAUUAUAUGGCAGCCAUGGAGGAUUUCCAGCAGUCUCUAGAGCUGAAGAAGAACCAGCCCAUCGCUAUGCUCUAUAAAGGCCUGACCUUCUUCCACAGGGGCCUCCUUAAGGAGGCUAUAGAGGUGUUUAAAGAAGCUCUCAAAUUGAAGUCAGACUUCAUAGAUGCAUAUAAAAGCUUGGGUCAGGCUUACAGGGAGUUGGGUGAUUUUGAGAAUGCUAUGGAGAGCUUCCAGAAAGCUCUGUUACUGGAUCAGAACCACAUCCAGUCUCUCCAGCUCAGAGGAAUGAUGCUGUACCAUCACGGCAGCCUGCAGGAGGCCAUUGGCAACUUUAAGAGAUGUCUGCAGCUGGAGCCCUAUAAUGAAGUGUGUCAGUACAUGAAGGGUCUCAGUCAUGUGGCCAUGGGCCAGUUCUACGAAGGCAUUAAAGCUCAGACUAAAGUCAUGCUCAACGACCCUCUCUUGGGACAGAAAGCCAGCUCCGAGUAUCUCAAAGUCAAAUAUCUCAGAGAAUACUCCCGUUAUCUACACUCUCAUCUGGAUGUACCUGUUGUGGAGUAUAAUGUUGAUCAGGAUUUGCCUGGAAACUUUAAAAACCACUGGGCAAAAAAUCUUCCCUUCCUCAUCGAGGAUUAUGAAGAACAGCCUGGACUUCAGCCUCAUAUUAAAGAUGUUCUACCUCAGAACUUUGACAGUUACUCUGCUGAAGUCCAGAAGCUGAUCUGUACAGCGGAUCGCCUCGGCGCACUGAUGCAGUACGACACUUUAGGGUUCUUACCAAACCUCAGAGUACACAGAGCAAUGGGCUUGGCCACCAUAGAGGUGAUGCAGGCCAUGCAGCGCACCUGGAGUAACUCGAAGGUCCGAGUCAACGGAAAGACCAGACAGCUGCAGUGGAGAGACAUGUUUGACAUCGCAGUGAAAUGGAGAAGGAUUGCAGAUCCAGACCAGCCUGUGCUGUGGUUGGAACAGAUGCCUGCCAGGAGUCUUAGCAGAGGAUUUAACAACCACAUUAACCUCAUCAGAGGCCAGAUCAUUAAUAUCAGAUAUCUGGAGUAUUUCAGUAGUAUUCUCAGCUUUGUGAAGGAAAGAAUACUGGUUUAUCAUGGGGCGUAUAACCAGCGGGCGCUUCAGGAAGUAAAGCAGGCUCUGGAAAAUGUGAAUAAAGUGGAGGAUCUGCUGCCCAUCAUGAAGCAGUUCAACAGUAAAACCAGAGACGGCUUCACAGUUAACUCUAAAGUGCCCAGUCUGAAGGAUCCUGGGAAAGAAUACGACGGAUUCACCAUCACCAUCACCGGAGAUCGAGUGGGGAACAUGCUGUUUUCAGUAGAGACUCAGACCACAGAUGAGAGGACGCAGCAGUAUCAGUCAGAAAUUGAAGCGCUCUAUAAAGAUCUCACUGCCAAAGGCAAAACACUGAUGCUCUCCACUGAACUCGGGGACGCAGAUACUGUGUGUAAUUUAAUUCUUUCUCUGGUGUAUUACUUCUGUAACCUCAUGCCACUCUCCAGAGGCUCCAGUGUUGUGGCGUACUCUGUGGUCAUGGGAGCUCUGAUGGCCAGCGGGAAAGAGGUGCUGGGCCGAAUCCCAUCCGGAAAGCUGUUUGAUUUCGAGGCCAUGACUACAGCCAGCCCUGAUCGCUUCAGCAAGACCGUCAAGAGUUGGAUAAACUUAAAGAGUUUGCCGAGUUGGUACCAGAACCUUCCAUCGGUUUCAGAGACGUUCCAGUUAACGAGGACCAUGAUUGAAGUUCUUAACACAGACUCGUCUUCGCACUGUCCCAAGAAAUCCUGAUCUUGAAAUACCAUCAAGAUAUUCAAAACACAAAGGGCCGUCUCUACUCAGGGCAUCUUUGCUCACAGUCCUCACUUUUACAUGGUUUUUACAUAUCGAAUAUCAGAACAAAUUCUCUUUGAUUUUAGCUUUUAUAUUUCCACAAAUAUGGAGAAGAGAGUUGACUCUUUAUUUAAAUUUUAAAUUAAAUGUAAAUUUGGGUUGCACUUUAUUAUGUCACUAAAGUUCAGCAAUUGCAAGCAUAAUCUGAGUUGG
Sinocyclocheilus anshuiensis is the source of this 2758-nucleotide messenger RNA. Its product is annotated as tetratricopeptide repeat protein 13. The coding region runs from base 23 to 2503 and encodes 826 amino acids. The record is from RefSeq and is a predicted model, not a curated record. Gene Ontology annotation, molecular function: protein binding. The transcript is spliced from 23 exons. Lineage: Eukaryota; Metazoa; Chordata; Actinopteri; Cypriniformes; Cyprinidae.